AUGGCGGUGCCGAGGGGGAGGGGGCCGGGCUGUUUUUCUGGAGAGUUAGAGCUGGAGGGAGGGAGACAAAGCCAGGCUGGCGGCGGCACCAUGGAGCUGCGGGCCCGCGUCUUACUCUGGAAACUUCUGCUUCUGCAGAGCGCCGCCGUCCUGUGCUCAGGGCCGUCGGGGGCCGCCGCAGCGGGCAGCUCGGUGGUGUCGGAGGCGGCGGUGAGCGGGGCGGCGGGCGCCCGGGCCGUGCUGCGCUGCCAGAGCCCGCGCAUGGUGUGGACGCAGGACCGGCUGCACGACCGGCAGCGCGUGGUCCACUGGGACCUGAGCGGCCCGGCCGGCCCCGCGCGCCGCCUCGUGGACAUGUACUCGGCGGGCGAGCAGCGCGUGUACGAGCCGCGCGACCGCGGCCGCCUCCUGCUGUCGCCUUCAGCCUUCCACGACGGCAACUUCUCGCUGCUCAUCCGCGCGGUGGAGGAGACGGACGAGGGGCUGUACACCUGCAGCCUGCACCACCAUUACUGCCACCUCUACGAGAACCUGGCCAUCCGCCUGGAGGUCACCGACAACCCCCGGGCCGCCGGCGCGCACUGGGACGGCGAGAAGGAGGUGCUGGUGGUGGCGCGCGGCGCGCCCGCGCUCCUGACCUGCGUGAACCGCGCGCACGUGUGGACCGACCGGCACCUGGAGGAGGCGCAGCAGGUGGCGCACUGGGACCUGCAGCUGCCCGGGGUCCCGCACGACCGCGCCGACCGCCUGCUCGACCUCUACGCGUCGGGCGAGCGCCGCGCCUACGGGCCGCCGGUCCUGCGCGACCGCGUGUCGGUGGAGGCGGACGCCUUCGCGCGCGGGGACUUCUCGCUGCGUAUCGACCCGCUGGAGCCGGCGGACGAGGGCACCUACUCCUGCCACCUGCACCACCACUACUGCGGCCUCCACGAGCGCCGCAUCUUCCACCUGACGGUCACCGCGCCCGCCGCCCCGCCGCCCCCGCGGGGCUCGCCGGGCAACGGCUCCAGCCACGGCAGCGCCCCCGCCCCAGACCCCACGCUGGCGCGCGACCGCAGCGUCAUCAACGUGAUCGUGCCCGAGGGCCGCGCGCACUUCUUCCAGCAGCUGGGCUACGUGCUGGCCACGCUGCUGCUUUUCCUCCUGCUGCUCAUCACUGUGGUGCUGGCCACGCGGCAGCGCCGGCGCGGGGGUUACGACUACUCGGACCAGAAGUCGGCGAAGUCCAAGGGGAAGGACGUGAACUUGGCGGAGUUUCCUGUGGCCACAGGGGAGCAGGCUUUUUACAGGAGUGAGGACAUCCAGCUAGAUUACAAGAACAACAUCCUGAAGGAGAGGGCCGCGCUGGCGCACUGCCCCCCGCCCGCCAAGCACAUCGACUUGGACAAAGAGUUCAGGAAGGAGUACGGCAAGUGAGGUGGGGCUCCUGCUGGCCGCAGCCCCGCCCCGCCAGCUGUCCGUCCGGGAGCGCGUCUCCUGGCUCAGCGGCCGCUCCUGCCGCUCCCGUCCCGCUCCAGCGGCUGGUCCCGCUGUCCUGUCCUGAGCCCUCCCCUGGAGCCGCCUCACCCUCACGAGCCACCGUGGGCUUCUCCGGCCCUGCCUGCUCUGCGGCUGCACCCCCUCCCCCCAGCAGCCCCCUGCAGCGCUCACUGCCGGCCAGCCCGCUCCGGCCCGCCGAGCCCACCCACGUCCACCCUCGGCCUCGCCAGGCCUCUGCAGGGGGCGCAGCCGGGAGCCUGGGAGCUGGGUCAGCCUGAGGCUGGCACUGCCCCUUCCUCACGCCUUCCUGGGCGGAGCUGCCCUCUGGCUCCAGGCGGCCCCGCGCUGGCUCGGGGACUGAGGACAGCGCGCCCUGCCCGGACUGAUGCCCCUCGCUGCGGCCGCCAGCCGCCGGGGCUGCCUGGGCCCCAUCCCCGCUCCCCACCCCGCUCCAGCCUCCUUUGCAAUAAGCUGCCUUGACGGUCCCUGGGCUCCGGGUGACUUUGGGCCCCUCCCUGGGCUGGAGUCUGGGGCUGGGGCAUCAUUUGGCUUCUGUUUUGUCCGAGGACGGAGGAGAAUGAAGGUGGUGCUAGAGUGGCCCCUGCAGCCACUCAGGACACACCGCCGGCUCCUCCUGGGGAAUGGCCACAUCACAAUAAAGAUCUUUCUGACUUGUA
Messenger RNA from Myotis myotis, 2156 nucleotides. It is a transcript of the gene MXRA8, whose product is annotated as matrix remodeling associated 8. Gene Ontology annotation, cellular component: cell surface; membrane. Gene Ontology annotation, biological process: establishment of glial blood-brain barrier; cell adhesion. The coding region runs from base 1 to 1416 and encodes 471 amino acids. Lineage: Eukaryota; Metazoa; Chordata; Mammalia; Chiroptera; Vespertilionidae. The record is from RefSeq and is a predicted model, not a curated record. The transcript is spliced from 10 exons.